AUGGCAGAAGCCGGUGGUGCGGACGUGUUCGAGCUGAGAAAUGGGAGCCUCACGGUGAAGGUCAGCAACUGGGGCGCCACCAUCACCUCCCUUCUCGUGCCGGAUGCCCACGGUGAUCGAAAAGCUCUCUCCCUUCAUACGAUGGCUUGAUUCCGCGAGAUUAUUUAUCGGCUCCCCUCCCCUUCUAUGUAAGCAUCCUCACGGGGCGGUCCUAUUUCAGGGAAAGUCGCAGAUGUCGUCCUCGGAUUCGAAACCAUUGAGCCGUAUAUCGUGAGAAACUCUCCCUCCCUCGAUCCCUAUUAGCUCUACGCGCUGAGAUCGAACCCAUUUCACUGCAUUGCUCGUCUUCUUCCUCUAACCACGCGAGGAACAAGAUGACGCACUAACCCCGUCGAAUGUGUUGGCCGGGCGCUCUCUCUCUCUCUCUCUCUCUCUCUCUCUCUCUCUCUCUCUCUGAUCAGGAAGGCGCGGCCCCGUACUUCGGCUGUAUCGUCGGCCGUGUUGCGAACAGGAUCAAAGAUGGGAAAUUCACCCUCGAUGGAGUGGACUACUCGCUUCCCAUCAACAAUCCCCCCAACUCUCUCCAUGGUAAGAGCAAGACAGCUACUUGUUUUUAUAUAUAUAUAAAUGAUGAUUUACGGGGAGCGCGUCACACGAUCAAAUUCACUCGAGGAAUGAGGAGGGAAUGUGCCGGGGAUCGCCUCGUAGGAGCUAUCCGCGUUGGAUCGCCCACCCAGAAACCCUAAAGAUCCUGGUCCUUAAUCCCAGCGCAUCCGCGUGUGGCUGUGUAUACACCGUGUGGAGAGAGAGUUGCCUCGAAUGCUCUGCUCUGUCCCCAUGGUCUUCUGGUUGCAGAGAGACCAUUUCUCCUCUUGAUCAUAUGGCGGGCAAGCCUCGUUCCCCAUCCCUUCCUCUGGCCGUGCUCAAGCUGCCCUCAACGCCUCAGGCCACCCCCGCACGCCGACCAAGUGAUCCAUCUGUCCACAGUCAGAUCAGAUCUGAUCAGAUAGGACGUUUUUAUCGUCAUCAUGUGCAGGCGGGCGUCGUGGGUUCGACAAAGUCCUCUGGGAGGUCCUGGAACGCGCUGAUGCUGAGAUCCCGUCCAUCACCUUCAGGUACUUCAGCCGAGAUGGGGAGGAAGGUACACUACACGACGUCCCUCUUGCAUCUAUCAAUCUAUCUUAUCUUAUAUCUGCCUUCUGUUAAUUAGCGGGCUUGCUGAGAAUGAGAAUGGCACUGCCUCCCUUCCUUCCUCACGGUAAAAAAUAACAGGGUACCCCGGGGACGUCGUGGUGACGGCCAAGUACAGCCUACCUUCGAGCACGGCGCUGAGGCUGGACAUGGUGGCCGUGCCGACCAAGGCCACGCCGAUCAGCUUGGCUCAGCACACCUACUGGAACUUGGCCGGGCACGACGCCGGCGACGUGCUCGACCACAGCGUCAGGAUAUGGGCGUCCAAUAUGACCCCCCUCGGUGACCACUCCAUCCCGACGGGGGUGAUCGCCCCCGUCCGGGGCACGCCGUUCGACUUCACUGCCGAGGAGAAGAAGAUCGGGAGCAGGAUCGACCUGGUCCCCGGCGGGUACGACCACAACUUCGUGCUCGGGGAGGGCGAAGAGAAGGAGGGCCUGAGGCGGGCGGCGCGCGUGAGGGAGCCGAGGAGCAAGAGGGUGCUCGAGCUGUGGACCGACGCGCCGGGGAUGCAGUUCUAUACCGGGAACUUCCUCGGGGGCGUGGUCGGCAAGGGCGGCGCCGUGUACGGGAAGCACGCCGGGCUGUGCUUGGAGACGCAGGGCUUCCCCAACGCCGUCAAUCAGCCCAACUUCCCCACAGUCGUCGUCCACCCCGGCGACGAGUACCGCCAUUCCAUGCUGUUCGAGUUCUCCACGCAGAGCAACGCUUCUUAG
Spirodela intermedia is the source of this 1907-nucleotide messenger RNA. Lineage: Eukaryota; Viridiplantae; Streptophyta; Magnoliopsida; Alismatales; Araceae. The record is from the annotation of a GenBank genome assembly.